AUGUUCAAGUGUGCUGCAGUGUUUAAAGAAAUGUUGCUGGAAGAACCAGAUGUAGAUCAAGAAGAUGCUUUGUCUUCAUCUCAUGAAUGUUCUCCUGAAACAUUUGGUGAAGGAUCAAAAUGGUACCAAAUGCCACAAUAUGACUCCAUUGAAAUGCAACUGACUGCAUUAGAAAAUUUACGUCCUUUGGAAGAUGGAGACUCAGAAGUUGCUGGUUUGGGCAAAUUUACUACGAUUGCUUCUGGACGCCUUCCUGAGAAAGAUGAAACGGUAGGUGUUGAGGGAGAUGUGAGAGUCAGAAAAGCUAGCAUUUUGGAAGUGAUGGCUGUUGCCCCUCCUCCUUCUGUUCAAGCUUGGCUAGAGGACAUGGAGAUGGAACAGUAUAUUCCAAGGUUUCUUGAUUAUGGCUAUGACGCGAUAUGGGUGUGUGCACAUUUAGAUGACGAUGAUCUUGUACAGUUAGGCAUUAUAAACCCAGGAGACAGGGCAAAGCUGCUUGCAAAUGCCAAUUUAUGGAAAUAUCGUUUAGAACCAGCAGAUAUAAAGACGCCAAGGGGAAAGGAUUCAUCAUUUUCAUUUGAUUUGUCAUCAUCAAAAGAAGCUGACUUGUCACUGAUGUCAAACUUUGAGUCAACUGACAGUAGUAAUGCUGAUAUGGUAGUAAAUCAGUCUUCAGCAGCCAUUCGAAGUCGAUCUGCAAGUACAGCAGCUAGUGUUUGUACUGAUCCUUCAUCAGAAUUAUUGGAGUCUCCAUCUUUGGACUUCCCCAUUAUGAGAAGUGCAUCUGCCAGUGCUACUACAGGAAGUGGUAUUGGACCAGUGUCAUAUGACACACUAACACGCCAUUAUCUAAAGAUUACAACUGAAAAGCAUGGAAUUGACACUGAUUAUGGGAGAAGAGGACUUCGUGUUCGAAAUCGAGGCAGAGUGGCAAUAUAUGGAACACUACCUCGUGUCAAACAGGAGACAGCAGAUAAGAGACAACUAAACAAACUUGAUGAGUCAAGACAUGACUUUAUGAGAGUAAAAUCAUGGGAUCCUUCUGCUUUACUCGGUGAAUUAUACAAUGACACAAGAGAGGCUCCACGAGCUGUUACUGAGCCAUUGAAGCAUGUUGCUAUGAACAGAUCAAAAGGAAAUGUUCGAAUGGCUGGCUAUCUAGAGAAACUGCCUCUGAAUCAGAAGAAGCCAUCUUUUAUUCACGGUUGGAAGAAGAGAUAUUUCAAAGCAACAGAUGGAAAUUUAUUUUACUUUGAUGACAACAAGAGUGAAAAGGCUGUUGGUUUUAUUAAACUUGCUGGGAGCAAGAUUGCUGCCGCUGGUCAAAAGCAGAUUCAAAUUACUGAGAGAAGAGGAAAGUUUAUGUUGUUACGGACUCAGACAACUCGUGAAGCUGAAGAUUGGGUGCAAGUGUUAGAGUCUGAAAGUGUUGUUAAUUUGUCUGAUCAGCGAAAGUUUCUCAAUUUACGAGCUGUUAUUAUUGAUCUUGGUUCAUCAUCUCUUCGAGCUGGUAUUGCAUAUGACGAUGCAUAUCCUCAACUCUUUCUGCCUCAUGUGAUUGCUGUUGACAAGCGAGAGAGUGCUACUAGAAAGUUUGGUAUUAAAGCACUACGACCAGACGUUAGAGAUUUAUGUGAUGUCUAUUAUCCUUUCCGAUCAUCAGCUGGAGUUGACAAGAAAACAAGAGCUAAUGCUCAAGAUCUUAUAUGCAUGUUUGAAGAUGUUUUUUGUCAGUUGCAAAUUGAUCCCAGGCAAUUCAAGGUUAUUAUCAGUUACUCACAGUUUACAACACAAAGAGCCAAGGAGCUGAUCAUGAAUGUUCUGUUUGAACAUUUUGGGGUUCAAGGAAUUUACAUGCAGGAACAAUCUGUACUAUCAAUGUACUCAUAUCAUGAGACUACAGGUGUAAUGGUUGAUAUUGGAGAUAGGAUGGACAUUGUUCCUGUUGUUGAAGGUUAUGUGGUUGAGUCUGGAGUGACUCGUUUACCAUAUGGAGGGAACACACUCACUGACCAUUUGAUGAGACUAUUAACAGAGUCUGGUUACAGGUACUUUUCGGAUGUUGAGUCUUACAUUACAAGAUAUGUUAAAGAGAAGGCUUCUCUCGUGGCUUUGAGUUAUGAGACAACGCUGUCAGCAGUUGAAGCUAACCCUCAACGGUACACUGCUGCUGUAGAAGUAGGCCACCUCGAUCUACCAGAUAAAUCACAAACUAUUUCCCUAAGCUCUGCUCGAUUUCGAACAAGUGAAGGCUUAUUUCAACCUCGUCUCUUGGGAAAAGACAAUCCUGGGAUUCAUGAACUUGUUCAGAAAGCAGUACAAGCAUGUGCCGUAGACACAAGGAAAGAGCUUUAUCGCAACAUUUUCUUGAGUGGAGGAACAACAAAACUUCGAGGAUUCGCCGAACGGUUGGAGAAAGAACUGUGUGCUCUUGUUCCAUCGUCUGUGCUGAUACAGGUUCAUGCAGGUCCAUAUCGGCAACAUGCUGCAUUUAUGGGUGCUUCUGUGGCAGCAUCGCUCUCCAACUUUGAUGAAAUGUGUGUAUGGCAGGACGAUUGGUUGAAAAAUGGCCCGGAAUCAAUGCAGAAAUGGUCACUCUAUUAGUAGAAAUCUGCUGAGCAGAAAGCCACAGACAGGUGGAGAACACUUGAUAAUGCUAAUACGCUACACAGGUAGUAACUGUCAAUAUUAUAAUUUGUGACAUAUUGCUAUCCAAUGUAGUGCCUUGUUAGGUUUGCCUAAGGUUGUAGAUGUAGGGAAAAUGAGUACGUACUAACUGCAGUGGUGAUCAAAAGCAAA
Molecule: messenger RNA, 2799 nt
Organism: Corticium candelabrum
Lineage: Eukaryota; Metazoa; Porifera; Homoscleromorpha; Homosclerophorida; Plakinidae
Exons: 25
Coding region: 1-2604 (867 amino acids)
Molecular function (GO): protein binding
Source: RefSeq, a predicted model, not a curated record